CCACUCAUACACGUGAAAAGGGUCCGUUUUCGUAACGUUGUGCCAUGGUGACAAAAGGCGUUGCCAACAUCCACGUUUUACAAACUCGCGUAAAGCUGCAUCAUGUCCCUGGAAGACUCAAUGUGCAUUGUUUCUUGGAACAGAACCUCCAGUUUCCAUUAUACAUCUAGAGUAAGGGCUCUCAGGUCCGUGGAAUGGACCCACCGUGCGCGGCAGACCUGCCCACCCGUGCGUAACCGAACCUGGGCGGAGCCAAACAGCUGGAUACUCCGGGGUGUCUCGUGGCUGCUGUGAUUCGUAGCAGAGUUGUGGACGAGGGAGCCUAAACUUCCAUGCACUCCCUUAAAUGAGUGAAGGUCCACCGGGGAGUCGGUCGUUGGAGAGCAAAAACGGGAAAACCUUUGGGAACGCUGGAGGACGCGCCGGCGCUCUAAGUUUCUCCAACCCCCCCCCACCCCCAAAACAGGAGAAAGACUGCACAUUCAGCUGGCCAACAGCAGGACUUUAGCUCAAAGGGGCAUCUGUCCAUCCACUGUUGUCUGCCAUCUUUAAGAUAAUGAACCAGUUGGUGGGAGUUCAGAUGUCAGUCAUCGACAGUUAAAUGUUAGUACUACUUAGGAGGAUAUCGCUUGGCUGGCCGAAGAGGAAGAAAAGGAAAGGUGCUGGAAGAUGUCUCUGUGGAUGAUUCUGCCCGUCAGCCUCCCAGUUCUGAGCAUCACUGGGAUAUGGGUUGUAUAUGCCAUGGCCCUAUACAACCAGCACGUCUGCCCCGUGGAUAACUGGCUGUACAACCAGUCAUGUGAAGAGAAGCUCCAUUUGCAGAGCGGGCCAUCCCUGUGCUGCACGCUUGACAAUGUACCUCUCAUCAGUAAAUGUGGAACUCUUCCCCCUGAGAGCUGCUUCUUCAGCCUUAUCUGCAGCACAGGUUCAUUCAUGGUUAUGGGGAUAGUGCUGCUCCGCUAUGCCCAAGUCAUUGAGAAACACCAGAAUUGUGUUCUCAACACAGCUAGUCUUUCCACCGGCUGGAUCUGUGCUGCAGGACUCAUCAUGGUGGGAAACUUCCAGGUGGAUAAUGCCAAAGUUCUCCACUAUGUCGGAGCAGGCAUCGCCUUCCCCACCAGCAUGCUGUUCGUGUGCCUGCAGUCUGCCUUGACUUACAGAUUGGCCAAGACACAGGGGGAGUACAACAUGGCCCAUCUCCGACUUUUUAUGACCCUCCUGGCCUUCAUAGCGUUGGUGCUCAGUAUCCUCUCUGGUGGUGUGUUUUUCUGUCAGGAGAGCUUCGUCCUGCAGCACACCUCGGCCAUCUUCGAGUGGGUGUUCUGCGUCAUCAUCAUGCUGUUUUACGGGACAUUUGCCUUUGAAUUCGCCAGCAUGUCAACAGACACCAUGGUGGUGCUGGCCAGAGGAGGCUCCCUGGGACCUGCCGGGAGAGAGCACAAGAUGGACUCGCUUGGAGGGCUGGGAGGACCCCUUCCACACUCACACCAGCCCGAAAACAUGUCCAUGCUGUAGCCACCCGGCCCCUUUGCCAUUUGCUUCGUCUAUUCCAUUUAAACUCAUUGUAGAAUGAAUUGAAUUAUUCAUUAAAACCCCCAUUCGUCCAAAGCUAUGAAAUAAAACCAGGCCAAUGUAGCAUCCCUGGAGCGGGCAUCGAUCUGCUGCCACAGUGGAGAGCUCACUCAGUAUCGUCUUCACAUCGGGCGUUUUGUCUCCAAAGAACACGUUUGCAUUUUGCACAUUACACAAGUGUGAAACCAAGUGGCUGGCAGCAGAGGGGUAUUUUGUUAGUCAGAAGAUGAAAAUGUAUGCUGGUCCCUGAGAUGCUGCGAGCUGUCUCAGUUAGGCACCUUGGACCAUUUCUUCUUUAGAGACUCAAAGAAGUGAGGCUGCUGGACAGCCCAGCUGACAGUUUCACAGCUUUUAAACAGAAGGAUGACAAUGUUCAGGUGAUACUGUGGGGUCCUGUCUGUCAAACGGUAAACAGAAUUAGCUUGGCGGCAUGCUGUAUUUAAAAAAUCGGUGACACACUCGGUUCAGCAGUAUUUCUGGUAUCUACAAUCUCUACGAAUAACACCCAACUCCUCAGAGUUUUCAGCUACUCUUGUCUCAUUUUUACAUCUGUGUGUUUCUUUCAUGCCAAAGAUAAAUGCACUUCAAAGCUAAACGCCCAGGUUGUUCUCAGGAGUCACUGACCAAGGCUUAAUGGAAAUUGAAUAUUUUUGGAUGGAAGUAAAGAUAAUGAAGUGCCUUGUUGGUGCCUGAUAGGCCAUCCUUCUUUAAAACAUGUGACAUUUAUUUUUUUGUGCAGCUUCAGUUAUGUUUUUUAAAACUUCCUUGGUACUCAUGCCCAGAGUGCAGCAUUUCUAAUGUUAUAUCCUUAUUUCUAGUACUCACAGGGAGCAUGGAAUGGACCUGGUGCCUUCAAAUGUCGGAACUCUUUCUUUAAGCAAAGUGUC
Menidia menidia (Atlantic silverside) is the source of this 2459-nucleotide messenger RNA. The record is from the annotation of a GenBank genome assembly. NCBI's taxonomy places the organism in Eukaryota, Metazoa, Chordata, Actinopteri, Atheriniformes, Atherinopsidae.